AUGAGAAGACAAUUAAAUAUUUCAUAAAAUUAGUAAACAACAGACAGAAUGCAACAGAUUGGAGCGAUAAUUAGAUAAAAAUAAGCCUUUGAAUUAUUGAGUUACACUUUGCUUUCAAAUUCUAUCUAUGUAAUUACAGUUUUGAUUUUAUGUUUUGAACUUGCUUAUGAAGGAAAUAUGUUAAGUGUGAUAUAUUGCAUAGAUUCAAAAUUAUUAUUAUAAAUUCUGCAUCAACUAUACUAUUAUAGGGCAUUUGCUAAAAUAAAUGUAAAAUACAAUCACGCCUUAAUAAGAUUAUUCUAACUAUUCAUUGAAGUAUGCUAUGUGCUCUCACUUAAUAUCUAUGCUGUCACUGGAAAAAAUAAGUUGAUGCUGCUUUCAAAUACUUUUCCUCUUAUAAAUAUCUCCUUAUCAUUGAUAGUAAAGUUAAAUGAAGGGAAUUAGUUGCUAAAAGAAUCAGUGCAAUAAAUUAAUUUGUUUAAUGUAAUAAGAAACUCUUGUAUUUUGCUAAUGUCUAUAUUUUUCAGUUUAAAAAUAGAAGGAUACUUGGAUAUUGAUUGGUUAUACGCUUUAUGGGUAUUUUGGCUAUUAUUUAGUCUGUCAGCAUCAUUCAUUAUAUAUUACAUUUUCGUUGUAUUGGCUUUAAGCAUUCAAGUAAUAUUGGAUUAGGGCAAUUAUGAAAGAAACUAGGUGAUAAAGAAUAUGUGGAUAUUGCUGUUUCUGAUAUCGUGUUCCUCAAUGUGUUUUGUCAUACCAAUAUCGAUAUUAAAUUUUACUACUGAAGGAAAUUACGAGGGACCUGUUUAAGCAGGUAGAAUCAUCCUAAUUGCAAACUAAAUAGUAUUCUCUUAUUUUAAUGCCAAAUUUAAAUCAGAGUUAAUUUUAGCUUCAAAAAGGUUCUUGUCUCUAAAUGACUCUGUAAAUCCACUCCAUACUAUGAUUACUCAACAAGGGGAAGCAUAGAUUCAGCAAUUUAAUAAGUAAGAAUACUUAGAGAGUCAAACUUCAGAAGCAUAAUUUCAAAUUCCAAGAAUGGUCAAAAGAAUUUCGAAAACUUAUUUUGGAUUCGAUGAUCUUAAUUUAUAGAAAAAAAGUGAUUCCAAAAUAUAAGGAUUAAAUAAAAAGCCCACUCAUCAUAAAGCCUUAUCAUCUCAUAUUCAAAAGCCAAUCGAAUAGAAUGAUGAAAGGAUAAAACUUGCAUCUAUGAUGAAUCUGAAAUUUAAUGAAUAAGAAAAUAUAGAGGAAUUAAAAGGAACUUCCAUUUUGCAACACCAAUAGAAUGAAAAUUAACAAAACUCAAUAUCAUUGUCAUCCAUCAAUUUAUGUUGUAUUUGCUAUGAUAGUAAUCCAGAUGCAUUGUUUAUGUAAUGCGGUCAUGGUGGUGUAUGUUAUCAUUGCGCUUUAGAUAUGUGGAAAAAUAAAGAUGAGUGUUAUUUAUGUAGAAAGAAAAUAGAUAGAGUGUUAUAGAUUUAAAUCUGUGAAAAUUCUAAGAAUUUAUAUUAAGUUGUUGGAGCUACUUAAAUGAAUUCAAGUUCGUAAAAAAAACAUAUAAUUAGUUAAUAACAUGAUUAAUGA
Paramecium tetraurelia is the source of this 1575-nucleotide messenger RNA. RefSeq lists its product as uncharacterized. The record is from RefSeq and is a predicted model, not a curated record. Lineage: Eukaryota; Ciliophora; Oligohymenophorea; Peniculida; Parameciidae. The transcript is spliced from 6 exons.